Molecule: messenger RNA, 1148 nt
Organism: Pseudopipra pipra
Lineage: Eukaryota; Metazoa; Chordata; Aves; Passeriformes; Pipridae
Gene: VIP
Product: vasoactive intestinal peptide
Exons: 7
Coding region: 257-853 (198 amino acids)
Biological process (GO): regulation of protein localization; epinephrine secretion; positive regulation of penile erection
Cellular component (GO): extracellular region; neuron projection
Molecular function (GO): neuropeptide hormone activity; peptide hormone receptor binding
Source: RefSeq, a predicted model, not a curated record
GGGAAGGGUGACGUCUCUCCAGUAACGUGAUUGCUUCUUUGGAAGCAGAAACGUGUAAACGCUAUAAAACGCGGCGGCGCGGCGGGCAGCUCAGAGCGUGCGGCGAGACGGAGCUCUCCUCUUCAUCCUCCUCCUCCUCACCCUCUGCCACCGCUCCGGCAGCCGCGCAGCCGGGCAGGGCGCACUCCUCCAGCACCGCCUCGCUCCGCGCCCGCACAGCCAGACCCACCGACGGACUCGCGGCUCCGUGGCGGCCAUGGAGCACCGCGGCACCUCCCCGCUCCUCCUCGCCCUCGCCCUCCUCAGCGCGCUCUGCUGGCGGGCGCGGGCGCUGCCCCCGAGAGGCGCCGCCUUCCCUCCCGUGCCGCGAUUGGGAAACAGAAUGCCAUUUGAUGGAGCCAGUGAACCUGACCAUGCCCGUGGGUCAUUAAAAUCAGAAUCAGACAUUUUGCAGAACACACUACCUGAAAAUGAGAAAUUCUAUUUUGAUCUGUCCAGAAUUAUUGAUACAAAUGCAAGGCAUGCUGAUGGAAUUUUCACCAGUGUCUACAGCCAUCUUUUGGCUAAACUUGCUGUGAAGAGAUAUCUGCAUUCGCUUAUUAGAAAACGAGUUAGCUCUCAGGACAGUCCUGUCAAACGCCAUUCCGAUGCUGUCUUCACUGACAACUACAGCCGCUUUCGAAAGCAGAUGGCUGUGAAGAAAUACUUAAACUCAGUUUUAACUGGAAAAAGAAGCCAGGAAGAGCUAAACCCUGCUAAACUUCGAGAUGAAGCAGAACUUCUUGAACCUUCCUUCUCAGAAAACUAUGAUUCUGUAGAUGAGCUGUUGAGCCACCUCCCUCUGGACCUCUGAAGGACACCUGGUAAAGUCUAUGACAAGAACAAGCUAUUUUUGAGUUCCACAUAGUAUUUCAAAGAGAUGACUUUAGUCAUCAAACCAGAACAAAUAUGUUGUGAAGUGACAGUUGUGAUAUAUUUGUUUCUUAUGUAAUAAAAGUUGAUAUUUACAUUGUAAAUAUUACUCUAGAGUUCUCUACUGAAAGCUGUACAUAUGGAUGCCAGUUUAACUUAUGAGAAGUCUGUGAGUCCAUAUGCUGUAAAUCCUUUCCUUCAAUAAAUUCAUUUGAAAAUGAGUGUGCAGCUGAAAA